Messenger RNA from Ctenopharyngodon idella (grass carp), 6068 nucleotides. RefSeq names its product myocardin related transcription factor Aa (gene mrtfaa). The transcript has 19 exons. The coding region runs from base 180 to 3482 and encodes 1100 amino acids. Gene Ontology annotation, biological process: smooth muscle cell differentiation. Lineage: Eukaryota; Metazoa; Chordata; Actinopteri; Cypriniformes; Xenocyprididae. The record is from RefSeq and is a predicted model, not a curated record.
AAACGGGCGGGGUUCCGGUUGAAGUUUACUGGAUAUCGGAAACGAUUAGUGAAGUCCAGUCCAGUGGAAUACCAAUAGAUGAGAUGUAUCAACCAUUGUAAAUUGGUGGUGCCUCAAACCUGACAUGGAAUUACUCCGGACUCUUUUGAACAGGGAAUAAAUCAGGGCUGUUUUUGACCAUGGCAACUGUGGGGGAGGAGUCAAGUCCCAGUGUCACCGCCCCUGCUGUUGCAGGCUCCGCCUCCAGUCCACAGAGUGAAGCAGUAGCCAAUGAGCUGCAAGAACUGUCUCUUCAUCCCGCCCCCAACUUGCUUCCUAUUCACGAGAGAAAGAAUGUGCUCCAACUUAAACUUCAGCAGAGACGGACUCGAGAAGAACUGGUUAGCCAGGGGAUCAUGCCACCACUGAAAAGUUCUGCGUCCUUUCAUGAGCAGAGACGAAGUUUAGAACGAGCUAGGACUGAGGACUACCUGAAGAGAAAGAUCCGCAGUCGCCCAGAGAGGUCAGAGCUGGUCAGGAUGCACAUUCUUGAAGAGACGUCAGCGGAGCCAUCUCUUCAGGCCAGACAGCUUCUGCUGAAACGAGCUCGUCUAGCUGACGACCUGAACGAUAAAAUCUCCCAGCGGCCUGGUCCGAUGGAGCUCAUUCACAAAAAUAUCCUUCCAGUUCACAGCAGCCUCAAACAAGUCAUCAUAGAGACGGAGUUUCCAAAAGUAGAAGCAGAGAACUCUUCGUUUGAUGAGGAAAGCAGUGAUGCUUUCUCACCAGAGCAGAUACUCUGUCAGGACUCUCCCCUUGGCCACGCCCACAUACCUUCUCCACCUGAGAUACCAGCCAAUGAAACAACACCAAAACAGGUCCCGCCCCCUCCUCCUCCUCCUCCUCCACCUCCGCUACCAAACGCAGCUGGCCCCGCCCCUCAGCAGAAACUAGCCAAUGGAACAACAGGCCACAAACAAGCUCCUGCACUACAAAAGGGUGGUAAAGUGAGUAGUGAGCGCCCUGCUCAGCGCUCUAAGAAAGUGAGAGACAAUAAACCAAAAGUAAAGAAGCUGAAAUAUCACCAGUAUGUUCCUCCGGACCAGAAAGCCGAGCGUGAGCCUCCGCCUCUGCUCGACUCCUCCUACGCCAAACUCCUCUAUCAACAGCAGCUCUUCCUCCAGCUUCAGAUCAUAAACCAACAGCAACAAAACUACAACUACCACACCAUCUUACCUGCUCCACCCAAGCCUCCUGCUGAUCAGCAGCUUGCCUCAGCCAAUGGCCCGUCACCAUCCAGGAAUGACAUGCAACCUCAAUCAACAUCCACUAAUCUGACUGGUCAAAAUCAACAGACCACUGCAAAUGGAGGCGGGAUUAAUAUAGGGCCUCUGCCUCCCAACCUGGAGGAGCUAAAGGUGGCAGAGCUGAAGCAGGAGUUAAAACUGCGUGGCUUAACUGUCUCGGGCACCAAAAAUGACCUUAUUGAACGGCUGAAGAAUUUUCAGGAGCAGCACGGUGGCACCAAUGCACCAACAUCUUCUAAAACCAGCACACACUCAACAGCUGCAGCAGGAGGAGACUCUUCUCUCUUCCAGUUCACAGACAGGAGCAUGGUGGUUGCUCCCUUCCCAUUUGUUGCAACUGCUGAAAGGGGUGGAGCUCAGAAGACAGCACCACAGAUAAUGCAGUUUGGCAGCACUGGCUCCUCCCCUCCGGUUUCCCCCGCCCACUCAGAGCGCUCAUCUACUGGAUUGAGCCCAGAUGAAACAAGCUGUAAUGGGGAUGCUUUUGGGGAAAUGGUGACCUCUCCUCUUACCCAGCUGUCCUUGCAGCCUUCUUCCCCUCUCCCUACAGCGAUCUGCAUUAAAGAGGAGCCCGGCAGCCGUACAUCUCCUUCCUCCUGCUGCCUGGUAUCCCAGUCUGCUGCGCCCCCCGUAGACAAAGACCAGAUGCUGCAGGAGAAAGACCGGCGCAUUCAGGAACUCACACGCAUGCUGCUGCAGAAGCAGCAGCUGGUCGAAUCGCUGCGCUCACAGCUGGAGGGCAAAGGGGUGGGCGUGCCCGUCCGAGUCAAAGAGGAACUUUCUGCUGUCACUAUGGAGGCGGUCAGGGCGACCAUAAAGGAAGAGGUCAUAGAGGUGAUGGAGGAGAGUGAGAUGGUAACAGAGCCACAGGUGUUCCCACAGGCAGAGCAGAUGCAGCAGCAGCAGCAGCAAAGGAUGCUAGCGGCAGCAGAGCUGGAGCAGGACCGGCAGCAACAGCAGCUCGUAAUGCAACAGAAUCAGCGUAACCUGCAGCAACAAGCACAUCAGAGGAAGAGGAAAACACAAAAACAACAGCACAACCAACAAAAACAACAGUUGCCUCAAGCACUUACCAACCAGCAGUCAAAUCCAGUUUCUUCAUUCCCAGUGGACGGACAUAACUCAAACUCCACCCCUACGAUAGUGACCGACUGCAAUGGCAACCAGUUCCUGCUAACUCUGUCAAAUCAAAACACAGACGCACCAGCCAGAGGCCGCCGCCCCCAGGGCAAAGUAACCAAUCAGAUCAAACUACAGAGACUACAAUCUACAUCCACAACAUUACCCAACCAAUCAGUGACUGAAUUGCCUAACAAUAACAUCCAAUCUGAACAGCCCAUACAAACUGUCAUCUUGAAACAGCCAAUCAAAAAGGCACUAAAGCCAGACCUGAACAUGACGAGCAAUUACAGAACAUCAAGCUCUACAUCCAUCUCAGCACCAGCCAAUCUCCAACAGUUCUUCUCUUCAGUGGAUUCCAUGAAUGACACCGAGCCCGUCCCCUCAUCUCCCAACAACAACAAUGAGAAGAUGUGUUUGAGUUUGGAUCAGCAUGCUUUGCGCUCUCCUUCCACCUUGUGUUCACCCAUAGCUCUUUGCCAUCAGGAAAAUGGCUGCCAUCAGCAAGUUGACGACCUGUUUGACAUCCUAAUUCAGCGUGGAGAAAUCUCUGAGAAUUUCAAAGCCACUCCUGAUCCUGUUCUCGAAAGGCUUCGGCCAAACACGCCCCUUUUCUCAAGCUCCUCCCCUCUUAAUCUUUCCCCUCCCUCUGAUAUGCCCGUCAAAACAUCGAUUUUAGAACCUCAACCUCCUUCCAUUAAGGCUCACAGCAAUUGUGACACAGGAGGUGGGCGUCUUGAAGAUUUCUUGGAAAGCACUACUGGCAAACCUUUGCUGGGAGUGGAGCCAGGAGGACCGACAACGCUAAUCGUUGACCUCCACAACCAAAUGCUCAGCACACCGAGUAUCCUAGACCACCCACGUUCCCCGAUGGAUACUUGUGACAUGAGUUUUUCCAAUCACUCAGUUUCAGAUUUGGUAGUCUCCGCCCCCGACCCUAUGGAUUGGCUGGAGCUCGGAAUGGGUGGGACCGGAGGGGAGGAGCCAGGGAUGGUACCUAUGAAUGGACACGACUCCUCUAGCUUAUUUUCUGCCGACUUUCUGGACACUUCUGAUCUGAAUUGGUCCAGUUUAUAGUGGAUUAGCUUCCUUCGCACAGUACCGCUUUUAUUUUCGUUUCCACCAGUGACUUUUCCAGUUUGGAUUCAACAAGUUUGGAUUCUCAUAAUACUAAUUUAACUUGGAUUAUGUUACAUUUUGAAGGACUUUAUCCCUCACCUUCCCUUGUACAAAUGCUCACAUCCCUUAUAACACACGUAUGGCACAGAGCAGUCUAUCUGAUAUAUUGUUUUUAUCCAGAAGCACGUUUUUUGAGCAUUUGCUUAUCUGAAACACAUUUCUAAACCUUUCCAAAUUUGGAAACGAAGAGAACAAGAUGUUUUUGUGCUUUCAUCAAUUAAAAAAUGUGAAUUGUUCUUUUAAUAAUAUGACACUUAAAACAAUGUGCUUUCUAGAUGAUGCAUUUGCUCAAAUGUUUUAGCAAUAUACGUGUGCUUAUGGAAGCAGGCAUACAGAAAAGCAGUAUCCAGUUUAUACCUCAGUUUUAGCAAAUUCAUUUACUGAGUGCACAUUUUGAAUUUAAAUUUGAAUAUGUGGCAGUAAACAAAUCGUUUUUCAAAAUUGCUUUACCAAGUAUAACAGGUCAACUUGUGCAUACUAAUUAUUUAAAACUCAAAAUAGCUACAGAAUAUGCACCUAUUUAAAGUGUUGAGCUAAUGUUGCUAAAAAAUGUAUAGCAUAAGCCAACAGAUUUCGUAACAUUUUGUAAGCAUUGACAUUUGUAUGUUAGCAUAAGCAUUUUAGUAAUACUGCUAUUACUACUACUUCUAAUAAUAAUUGUUAGUAUUAGUAUUACUAUUAUUAUUAAUAUUACAGUGUAAAAAUUUCUACCUUCACCUUAUUUUUAAAUAUAAUCAAAUUGGAGUUACAAGUCAUUUCAACUCAUUUAAAUUGUUAAACUGACUUAAAAAAAUUGAGUUGAAUCUUCUAAUUUAAAGGUUGAAAUUUGUUAAAUUAUUUUGAUUAUUUUGAAUUAUUCAUAUAAUUUUUUUUUUUACGGUGUAUUGGUUUAAUUAUUAUUAUUAUUAUUAUUAUUAUUAUUAUUAUUCAUUAAUACAAGAGACUCGAUGUGCGUAUAUCUGUGUAGCUACUAUUCACAACAUUAUCUGUUAAACAUUUUGUAGAGGUGCCAAAAAUAUUAUUUUAUGGCUACAUAGAUAGCCAGUAAGCUAUUCAAAUUCGAUUGAAUUAUAAUACAAAUGGACUAUUCUACUUUAGUUAUCUUUUUCAAUAUGGAAAGACAAGCCAUUCAAACCUUGUUUUUGCUAGCCCGUUAGCAUUUGCUAGCAUUGCCACCCGAUGAGAGCUGCCAGACGAAGUUUUGAUUGCUUAAGUUAAUAGUACAAAUUAAUUCCGAGUGCUUAACAUAGUGAGUUCUGAAGCUGAGAGUACAAAUAUUAGCCUUAUUAUUCCUUUUCCUUGCCAGGUUUACAUUAUCAAUAACCACCAAAAGAUAAAUUUGUAUCACAUUUUAGCAAACUUAAAAGAAGUAUUAAUGCUUCAUACGUUUCAGGCCCAGUAAAUAAUCCUAUAUAUUUUGCUCAAACUGCGCAUGUUAAAUACAAGAUGUGGUAAGUGCUGGGAAAUUACUUUAAGCUGCAUUAAUGUUAACGUUCUUAAAAAACAAACAUGCCUGUUCCUUUCAAAAACAUUGCGUCCCACUUAUAGCUCUGAGUGGGAAUUUUUAAAUGUUUUACUGUAAAUAUUCUGCACUGUAUAUGAACUGAAAUGUUGUAUAUGCCUAACACAGUACACAGCGUACUGUAGGUACUGCACUGUAUUUUAUCAAUACUUCUGUCUGCAAGCUGAAGUUUUGAUAAAGGAAUAUGAGCCUAAGAGAUAAUGAAUGUUUCUAAGAUGAUUUGAAUGUAUAUAUUUUUGUGUAUAGAUGAUUCUAAUCGCAUAUAAACAAGGCAUAAUCGCAUUUUCUCAAUAAGCAAAAUUCAAAUUUCAAGGACCUUCAAACACACUUAUAUUAUUACUGUUAUUCUCUUUAUGCAUUGCUUGAAUGUGCAAUUUUCAGUGUUUCGGCAUAUUGUACAUGAGCUCAGGAAUGAAUUGUGUUGUGUGCGAGAGUGUGUGGCAUAUGUGACGUCGUUUGUGGGAACAGCAUUACUGUCCGCAGUAUUCACGCUCUCCAUCUGUUUGAAAUUGCACUUACAGAGUUUUGGCUGGUGCUUCCUGUGGUUGAGCCCAAAUUGAACUUCAUGUCCACAUGGUCCCCAGUCCACCGUCCCCUGCUGUAUGCUGGAGAAUCAAACUCUUCAAUGCUUCACUGGCUGAAUGUGUUCUUUUGUGGGGCUUCAGAGCCUCUCAGGGCUUAAUAUCCUUAAAUAUUUUUUUUUAUUUUUUGGAAAAUUAAAUGUUACAAAUAAAAAUAAAUGUGUUUUGUGCUUUCCAGGGUGGAAAGGACAGUCUUGGUUAAAAAAAAAUAUAUAUUGUUAUUAUUGUGGUUGGGUUAAAAAGUAUGCACUAGGGUUGGGUCAGAAUGGUCAACUAGCACUUGACAUCCAUAUAUUCCUUACAAAUGUGUCUAGUGGAUGCGACCGUAAACCGGUCUAUUUAAAGAGCGCUUUAUUAAAGAGACAGUUCACCCAAAAAUGA